CUCUUCCUCUGAUAACCCCCCCCCCCUAGUACCCACAAGACUUUCUCUCUCUGCAUCUACACUUUGCUUCAAAACACCAGAGCCUGAAGGCAUCUGGUGGGAUUAUGAGAAGUAGACCCACCUUGCCUUCUUCAAUGGGUCCUGCUGGGACUUCUCGCUUUAGAUGCCUUUGCCAGCAAGCGAUGCUCCUGCUGUUCGUGUUGUCCUUUUGCCGCCACACGAAUACGCAGUCUUUGCAGGAGAAUACAGUGGCUCUUGAUCCUUGCUCUGCCUACAUUAGUCUGAAUGAACCUUGGAGGAACACAGAUUUCCAGGUCAAUGAUUCUACCGACCAGCCUGAAUGUGACAGUCAUGUGGAUGGGGAAUGGUAUCGCUUUACGGGGAUGGCUGGGGAUGCCAUGCCUACCUUCUGCAUUCCCGAGAACCACUGUGGCACCCAUGCCCCAAUCUGGCUAAACGGCAGCCAUCCUCAAGAAUCAGAGGGCAUUGUCCAAAGGCAGACCUGUGCAACUUUCAAUGAAAACUGCUGCUUCUGGAAUUCGACGGUUGAAAUCAAGGCAUGUCCCGGAGGCUAUUACGUCUACCACUUAGCCAAGCCCAGUGUCUGCUACCAUGCUUACUGUGGACAUUUCUAUGACAUUUGUGAUGUGGUGGAUUGUCGAGGUUCCUGUCUGGACACUGGAGAUGCGUUUGUUCCGGGGACAAUUAUGGGGCCAGAUGGACAGACUUGUCUUGAUGAAAAUGAAUGCGAAAGGAAUAAUGGAGGCUGCAGCGAGUUCUAUAACCUAAAGAACUCCUAUCGCUGUGAAUGUGGAGUUGGGCGUGUCCUGGGGCCGGAUGGAAAGACUUGUGAAGAAAUUGAAGGGUGUCACAACAGCAAUGGAGGCUGCAGCCAUAGAUGCAACAUGCUGGAAACCAGUUAUCUGUGUGAAUGCCCUCGAGGUCUUGUUUUGUCAGAAGACAACCACACAUGCCAAGUUCCGGUGAUAUGUAAAUCUACAUCUAUAGAAGUGAAUAUUCCCAAGGAUCUCGUUGGGGGAAUGGACCUCUCGCUUACCAAUGGCUCCUGCAAAGGGGUAUCCAAUGGCACACAUGUCAACCUCAUCUUCUCUCUCAAAACCUGUGGAACAUCUAUAGAAGUAGUCAAUGAUAAAAUAAUCGCCACCAAUAUGGUCACUGGCUUGCCAAAGCAAACACCCGGCAGUAACGGGGACAUCAUUGUUCGCACAGGAAAGCUACUGAUCCCUGUGACUUGUGAAUUUCCUCGCCACUACACCAUCUCAGAAGGCUAUCCCAAUGUGAAGAAUUUGCCCCUGGAAAUUAGGCACAAUCAAGGCGUCUUCCCUUUCACCCUUGAGAUAUUCAAAGACAAAGAUUUCGAAGAGUCCUAUCGGGAUUCCCUUCCCACUCUUAAACUCCGAGACUCUCUGUAUUUUGGGAUUGAGCCCUUGGUGCACGUCAACGGUCUGGAGACAUUGGUGGAGAGUUGCUUUGCUACCCCUACAUCCAAAACAGACGAGAUCCUGAAGUACCAUUUAAUCCGAGAUGGCUGCGUUUCGGACGAUUCCAUAAAGCAGUACACAUCAAAGGAUCAUCUGGCUAAGCACUUCCAGGUCCCAGUGUUCAAAUUUGUGGGUAAAGACAACAAGGAAGUGUUCCUACAUUGCCGUGUUCUUGUAUGUGGCGUAACAGAUGAGAGAUCUCGCUGUGCACAGGGCUGUCACAGACGGAUGCGCAGAAGAGCUAAACCACAAGAGGAAGGAGAUCACAUCACACACCACAUCUUGACGAGUGGACCAAUUAAAAUAGAUGUGCAAGAAUAGAUGUAUGAAAACAUAUAUACCGGGAUAUAAACUCAUAUACAUGUGAAUAUAGGUGUAUAGCCCAUUUCUCUCAGAAGCGUAUGCCCCCCCCUUGGGUUCAAACUAGAUUUAAUCUACAUCUCAAUUCCAUUGCAUGUGGCAGGGACAUUGAAUGGGAAAUUUGAUUUUUGCAGGGUCAAAGCAGGGUCUGCUUCGAUUAGACAUGAUUUAUUCCAAGCACAGCCAAAAUUACAGGAGCAUCCAUGGCUCAAACAAAUGUUGAAACCUUGCUCUCUUUUUUGUAUGCAUCGAAACAAUUCUUCAUACAUGUCAACAUGUUGAGUUUCUGCAAACCAGUAGUGACAUUGGGAUAACAGUUGGGGGUGGUGGAAAUGUAUCAACAUAUUAAAUUGGCAUGCUUAAUUAUGUGUUCAUGCUUUGAAAAGUUGAUAUCCUCAUAGGCUUAAUUAUGAUAUCAUGGAUCUAGGAUCUUUCCCUACUGAUCUGAGAUAGGCACUGCCCUUAUGCACCGUCACAAUACUUUUGAGCCCCUGGCAGUCUUUUCCUUCUCAGCCAAUUAAAUUCAGAAGUUAAUUGGCUACUA
Molecule: messenger RNA, 2406 nt
Organism: Thamnophis elegans (Western terrestrial garter snake)
Lineage: Eukaryota; Metazoa; Chordata; Lepidosauria; Squamata; Natricidae
Gene: OIT3
Product: oncoprotein induced transcript 3
Molecular function (GO): calcium ion binding
Source: RefSeq, a predicted model, not a curated record